CGGGUUUCCCCCUAAUGAUAUUAUGCCUCCAACCUCAUCCAUACGUACCUAUCUUGCUCCAAAGCUACACCUUUAACGGGUUCCAAUAGUUCUUACUUUUGUCUUUUCAAUUGACUCAGCCCACCACACGAGAGAUCUUAUCUGUACCUGAAGAUGAAAUCUGAACCUGGAGAUCACAAAGCUUUGAUACUAGAAGCCUUGGAAUUGGCGAGGAAAUCCCCCCCAAAGCCAACAAACUUCAGGGUUGGGGCUAUCCUCUUAGACUCCUCUUCCAAUGAGAUACUUGCAACGGGAUAUACACUGGAGUUGCCGGGUAACACCCACGCCGAGCAAUGCUGCUUCAUGAAGCUGGCAGAGAAACACGGGGUGGCGGAGGAGAGGCUAUCCGAAGUCCUUCCUUCUUCCUUGGCGUUGUACACCACCAUGGAGCCCUGCUCGGAGCGACUGAGUGGAAAUCUGCCAUGUGUCGAGAGAGUCCUUCGCCUCGCAGGACGGAUAAGGACAGUCUAUGUCGGCGUGACCGAGCCGGAGAAGUUCGUCAGUAACACUGGCAGGAAAACUUUGCAGGAUGCCGGGAUAGACGUUGUUCAUAUUCAUGGACUUGAGAAGGAGAUCAUGGAGGUUGCGACAGCUGGCCAUGCCAAGGGCUAAACGCAGGUUGGGGGCGAUGCCUUCUCCAAUUCGCGGCAAAUCAGUUCAGAGCGGAGGUGUCAACCAUCUAUACUCCAUAAAGGGAUAAUGAUAAUAUACACUAUACAGGAUGCCAUCGUUGCCCUGCGGACCGACCAACGCCGGA
Phialemonium atrogriseum is the source of this 796-nucleotide messenger RNA. Its product is annotated as cytidine deaminase-like protein. Bases 154 to 651 code for a protein of 165 amino acids. Gene Ontology annotation, molecular function: catalytic activity. NCBI's taxonomy places the organism in Eukaryota, Fungi, Ascomycota, Sordariomycetes, Cephalothecales, Cephalothecaceae. The transcript has 2 exons. The record is from RefSeq and is a predicted model, not a curated record.